AUGUCGACGAAGAUAACGCUCUCGCCACUUGAGAUUCCAGAAAUCCUCGAGCAGAUCCUGGCAUAUGUCGACGAUGAUACCAUCAACGAUUCGGUCCUCCUGACUGCUGCUGGCCCCGUUACUACAGCUGUCCAAGAGCAACUACAGCAGACCCUUCUGGACAUUGAAGAGAUUGGCGACAUGGACGCCAAGGCCAACUAA
Linnemannia hyalina is the source of this 201-nucleotide messenger RNA. The record is from the annotation of a GenBank genome assembly. Lineage: Eukaryota; Fungi; Mortierellomycota; Mortierellomycetes; Mortierellales; Mortierellaceae.